Messenger RNA from Ixodes scapularis (black-legged tick), 933 nucleotides. RefSeq lists its product as uncharacterized. The coding region runs from base 1 to 933 and encodes 310 amino acids. The record is from RefSeq and is a predicted model, not a curated record. Lineage: Eukaryota; Metazoa; Arthropoda; Arachnida; Ixodida; Ixodidae. The transcript has 6 exons.
AUGAGUAAAUUCUACUCUGAUCGGAUGUUCUUCUGCCUAGACAAUGCUGACUUCCGAUUAUUCCGUUCGUUGGACACAACCGCUGCACGUCUGCUGGUGUCCGUUCCACUCGGUCCUCUGUGGCAGCAGGUGCAGGGAAGUGCCCAGUGGGAGCGCUUCGGCGUUGGCGUAGCGCAGUUCCUCAGCAACGCGAGCGUUCACGGACUGGAGAUACGCGUAGCGCCGAGCCUGUCUCUGAACGAAGACAUGCUUGCCAUGGUUCAUGUCGCCUGCACGGAAAUGAAGUAUUCAGACCAUGAACUGCUCUUCGUGUUUCGAACACGUUACGAGAGCAUCCUCGCCAAGAACGGCGUCAUGCAACAAAGCGUAAGUUGCCCAGACCUCGUAAUCUUUCGGACGGAGCACCACGAGCUGAAAAGCAAGGUACUGAGAGCACCAAACCCUUACCGAAGGUACCUGGGAGCGGACAUGGCUGAACUCUUUCUGUUUCAAGAACUCGAGAAGAUCUCGGGCCUGCGGGGGCCGGUCCGGAACCAGGAAUGGUGCUACAGCAUGGUCUUGGGCGGACUUCUCUUCAAGUAUUACAUGGGCCUCAAUUUUGGUGACGACGCUCAGUCUGGACCGCAGGAAAUCUCCCUGUCCGAGAUUUGUGAGCGUUUUUCGGUGAAGCGUUUCGAGGAUCUACGCACUCUAUCCUUCUAUUCGAUGGAGCACACCAAACACACCUGGGUUGGUUUCGAUGACGAUUGGUCCAUUCUUCGCAAGGCGGCUCUUGUGGAGCAGAGGGAGGGCCGUCCGCUCUGCGUGGCCGUUUUUCACGCGAACCUGGAUGACCACCGGCAGGCGUGCGGGCUCGGAUACGCCCCGGUGCUGCACAGGCUGCGACAGUUCAUCAACAACGUUUCCUACAACUCGCCGAUGGUAGUCGCCUGA